This is a messenger RNA of Limulus polyphemus (Atlantic horseshoe crab), 578 nucleotides long. It is a transcript of the gene scruin, whose product is annotated as alpha-scruin. Lineage: Eukaryota; Metazoa; Arthropoda; Merostomata; Xiphosura; Limulidae. The record is from RefSeq and is marked provisional. Gene Ontology annotation, molecular function: protein binding.
UGGCAUUUGGUAGAAUCAACACGGCACGACCAGAUGAAUACUUAAAUCGCUCCUCAGUUUUUAUAUACCACCCUGACCGAAACAAAUGGAAUUUUUAUACUACUAUGAUGGAGCCACGUGUAGCAUAUCUUCACAGGAGAGUUUACGUGUUUGGUUGGUAUCGAAAACCUUCAUUAAGUUCUCCUCGCGCUUUUUCUGCGGCCACAACGCAAAAUAAAAAAAUUUGGAUUUGGGGCGGUGCUAAUCUGUCAGAAGAAGGACUUCUUUCAAGCAUUGAUUCUAUAGAUGUCUUAGACCCAAAGAAAGGGACAUUAGAACAUCAUAUGAACUUUGAGUUAGCGAAACAUUGUCAUGCAGUUGCUAAAACUGGAGCUCAUGUUUUCAUAGUUGGAGGUAUGAGUAGUGUAGAGGCUUCAGCAAUAGCAGAGACUGAAAUGUAUGAUAGGAAGAGGAAUAUUAUACAACGAUGUUCUCUCUUGCCUGUAGCCUUAACUGGAAUUGCUGUAGCUGCUAUACCAGCCGAUACUGGUGGUGAAUAUUAUGAAGUCCCUACGUCUACACCAUCGUCAAAAGCAAAG